Messenger RNA from Chiroxiphia lanceolata (lance-tailed manakin), 2109 nucleotides. It is a transcript of the gene COL6A2, whose product is annotated as collagen type VI alpha 2 chain. The transcript is spliced from 6 exons. Lineage: Eukaryota; Metazoa; Chordata; Aves; Passeriformes; Pipridae. Bases 50 to 1336 code for a protein of 428 amino acids. The record is from RefSeq and is a predicted model, not a curated record.
GGGGACCCCUGGCCCACCAGGAGACCCUGGUCUGACUGAUUGCGACGUGAUGACCUAUGUGCGAGAGACGUGCGGAUGCUGUGAUUGUGAGAAACGCUGCGGGGCCCUGGACAUCAUGUUUGUCAUAGACAGCUCAGAGAGUAUCGGCUACACCAACUUCACCCUGGAGAAGAAUUUUGUCAUCAAUGUGGUCAGCAGGCUGGGCUCUAUUGCCAAGGACCCCAAGUCACAGACAGGUGCCCGUGUUGGGGUGGUGCAGUACAGUCAUGAGGGGACUUUUGAAGCCAUCAAGCUUGAUGACGAGCGCAUUGAUUCCCUGUCGAGCUUCAAGGAAGCAGUGAAGCGCCUGGAGUGGAUCGCUGGAGGCACCUGGACACCAUCUGCCCUUCAGUUCGCCUACAACAAGCUUAUCAAGGAAAGCAGGAGGGAGAAAGCCCAAGUGUUUGCUGUGGUGAUCACAGAUGGGCGCUAUGACCCCCGGGAUGACGACAAGAAUUUAGGGGCCCUUUGUGGUAGAGACGUGGUCGUCAACACCAUUGGCAUAGGAGACAUGUUUGACCAACCAGAGCAGAGCGAGACCCUGGUCUCUAUCGCCUGCAACGAACCCCAGCGAGUCCAGAAGAUGAGGCUCUUCUCAGACCUGGUGGCAGAGGAAUUCAUUGACAAGAUGGAAGACGUGCUCUGCCCAGAUCCACAGGUCGUCUGCCCUGAACUGCCCUGUCAGACAGAGCUUGCUGUGGCCCAGUGCACCCAGCGCCCCGUUGACAUAGUUUUCUUGCUCGAUGGCUCGGAAAGGAUCGGUGAGCAGAAUUUCCAGAGUGCCCACCACUUUGUGGAGGAGGUGGCCCGGCAGCUCACACUGGCCAGGAGCAGCAGCGACAACAUGAACGCCCGGAUCGCGCUGCUGCAGUACGGCAGUGAGAGGGACCAGAACGUGGUCUUCCCGCUGACCUACAACCUGACAGAGAUCUCCAUUGCCCUGGCGCAAAUCAAGUACCUGGACUCGUCCUCCAACAUCGGGUCAGCCAUCAUUCACGCCAUCAACAACAUCGUGCUCAGCCCAGGGAACGGGCAGCGACUCGCCCGGCGCAAUGCUGAGCUCUCCUUCGUCUUCAUCACUGACGGCAUCACGGGGAGCAAGAACCUGGAGGAGGCCAUCAACUCCAUGAAGAAGCAAGAUGUCAUGCCCACAGUGGUGGCCCUUGGGAGUGACGUAGACAUGGAUGUCCUGCUGAAGCUUGGCCUCGGGGACCAGGCAGCCAUCUUCCGGGAGAAGGACUAUGACAGCCUCUCCCAGCCCAGCUUCUUUGACAGGUUCAUUAGGUGGAUUUGUUAAAUGAAGGGCGCGCACACAUCCUCGUCUCACUGAUAUACACACCCCUGAUAUUACCUCUUGUAUUUUCUUCCCUUGUAUGUUUGCUAGCCCAGAACAGCUGCCCUCAGGGUCCUCCUUUCUAGCCAAAAUCCAGAGCUCUUUAUUGAUUUUCAUGAUGAAGAGCCGUGUAUGUUACAUUUAUGGUGCUAAUUAAAACCCAGAUCAAAGGAAAAUACGGAGCCAUAUAAAGCUUUACACACCAAGCCAUGACUUGCGUAUGUACUGUAAUCCUAGGAGGGCUUAUCAGAGAAGCAAGAAACCUUUCCAGUGUAGCAGGAUAAAUGAAUAACUCUAGUUUUCAAAAACUCUCAGUAUUCCUCAGUGUGUCUUGCUCCUCCUUCCUGGGAGCUAUAGGAUGGUGUGAGAGGUUUUGCUGCCUUCCACAGUUGUCUGCAGAUGCUUCUUUUGGGGGUCUAUCUAUCCUAAAUUUCACAAAUCAUCUCUAAGAUCUUUAUUUUCCUGUGGGCCAUAUUUCCCGUGAUUCCUUCUGCCAUUCUGCCCUUCAUCAGAACCUGCUCAUUUAUUACUGCACCCAAAAUCCUGGCUGAGAGGGGCCUCCUAGCAUCUCACAAAAUACCAGGCAGCCACCAGAGCUGCCUCCCUGUCACCCCGGUGUGCUCAAAGUGUCAAUGGCGCCUUCAUCCCACCGAUAUCUGUUGAGCAAUGCCCAGAUUUGAACUUGAAUUGUGCUGUCUGCAAAAAUAAACGAACCCUUUUCACCCUACACUGAAAAA